Misgurnus anguillicaudatus (oriental weatherfish) is the source of this 2928-nucleotide messenger RNA. It is a transcript of the gene txlnba, whose product is annotated as taxilin beta a. The record is from RefSeq and is a predicted model, not a curated record. Lineage: Eukaryota; Metazoa; Chordata; Actinopteri; Cypriniformes; Cobitidae. Gene Ontology annotation, molecular function: syntaxin binding.
GCUUUCUGCGUGAGGUUAUUUUAAGGGGCUUGGUGUUGUCAGCUGUUGUCUUGAUUCCCCUGUUGAAUCCUCCGUACUCUUCUCUUUCACUCGGCUAAAACUCUGGACUGACUGUCACAUUGUCCUCCUUUACAUUUGAAUCGAACAGACGAAUGCUGGCAGAUGAUGGAAGGCAGUGACCAGACCACCAAUGAACAAGUCAAUGAUAGAGAGGAGCAGCCGGUGGACCCUAUGGAGGACUUUGGCCAGCAGCUAGAGGACAUAAUCAACACCUAUGGCUCAGCGUCCAGCUUAAUGCAGGAGCAGAUCUCUAUCCUGGAAAAUGAAGAAAAUAAAGAAGCAGCGAUAGCCAGUGAAGAGAUAAUCUCUGGUGAAGCCGGUCCAGAAAAGGAGCAAGCUGAUUCAAAACUGCACAAAGGCCUAGGUGAAGAAGCCACGUCCUUAUUGCAAAGUCUGAACAAGCUCAGCUCACCGGAAGAGAAAGUGGAAAUGGCAUUGAAGAAAUACGCAGAGCUGGUGGAGAAACACAAGUCGGAGAAGCAGCAGCUUGAGCAGAGACAGGGUCUUCUGGUCAAGCAAAGAGAUCAGAUCCAGUUUGAACACAGUCGUGCCAUCCUGGCUCGUGGCAAGCUGGAGAUGCUAUGCAGAGAGCUUCACAGACAUAACAAGAUGCUGAAGGAGGAGAGUCUGCAAAGGCUGCAGGAAGAUGAGAUGAAGCGGAGGGAGAUCACUGCUCACUUCCAGAGCACGCUGGUGGACAUUCAGGGUCAGAUCGAGCAGCACAGCAGCCGUAACAACAAGCUGUGUCAGGAGAACAGCGAGCUGGCCAACAAACUCAAGACUCUCAUUGAUCAGUAUGAGAGAAGAGAACAGAGUUUAGAGAAGAUCUUUAAACACAGAGAUCUACAGCAGAAAUUGUCUGAUGCCAAACUGCAAGAAGCAAACAUGCUACUUAACCAGGCAGAAGAGAAGCACAAGAGAGAGAAGGAAUAUUUGCUUAAAGAGGCAAUUGAUAAAACAAAGAAAUGCUACGCAAUGCGGGAGCAGGAGUUACAGAUGAAGAAACAGCUCGUGUUGUAUUCCCAAAAGUUUGAAGAGUUCCAGGCUACACUGGGGAAGAGUAAUGACAUUUAUGUUACUUUCAAACAGGAAAUGGACAAGAUGACAAAGAAGAUGAAAAAGCUAGAAAAGGAGUCAAAUAUAUGGAAGACACGGUUUGAAAGCUGCAACAAAGCUCUUGUUGAAAUGAUAGAGGAGAGAUCAGAAAAGGCGAAAGAGUUUGAACUCUUUACUGUAAAGAUUGACCGGCUGGAGACUUUAUGCCGAGCCUUGCAAGAUGAGAGAAAAUGUCUGUACAGUAAGAUUCAAGAUAUUCGUUUCCCAGACAAAGCAGCCAUAUCACCUCCACAAGUGGAUGAGCUUCCAGACAUCGCCCAACUUUCUAACCUGGCACCUAGCCCUUUAAUGACCGCCGAGAUGGAGAAGCUGCGACAGGAGCAGAUCCGUCUGCAGGAAUUUGCUGCCGCCUUGGCGACUCCCAUAGCAGAUGACAGUGGGGAAACAGACAGUGAGGAAGAUGAGUUCCCAACUGUUCCUGAGGUCCCAAAAAUUGAGCUCAAAAAAGAAACAGAUGAACUGAAAUUAAUUCAAGAGGAACCAUCUAUAGCAGAAGAUAACAAACCAGAGGCUGUUGUUGCCGAUGAAAAGAAGCAAUUGCCCACAAAUCCUGAGCCAACCAAACCUGAAGCAGAAACUAAAUCUCCCCAAGAUGAAGAAAAGCCAUCAUCCACAAAUCUGGAACCAACCAAACCUGAAGCAGAAUCCAAACCUCCCCAAGUUGAAGAAAAGCCAUCAUCCACAAAUCCUGAACCAACCAAACCUAAAGCAGAAUCCAAACCUCCCCAAGUUGAAGAAAAGCCAAUACCCACAAAUCCUGAACCAACCAAACCUAAAGUAGAAUCCAAACCUCCCCAAGUUGAAGAAAAGCCAUCACCCACAAAUCCUGAACCAUCCAAACCUGAAGAAGAAUCUAAACCUCCCCAAUUUGAAGAAAAGCCAUUACACACAAAUCCUGAACCAACCAAACCUAAAGCAGAAUCCAAACCUCCGCAAGUUGAAGAAAAGCCAUUACCCACAAAUCCUGAACCAACCAAACCUGAAGCAGAAUCCAAACCUCCACAAGUUGAAGAAAAGCCAUUACCCACAAAUUCCAAACUAACCAAACCUGAAGCAGAAUCCAAACCUUCCCAAGAACCUCAACAACCGGAAAUUACGGAACAACAAGAGUCAGCCAAAGAGAAACCAAAGCAAGAAGAAGUGACAAAAGUAGAAGCGAUCAAACAAGAAACAGUCAAACAAGAACCUACUGAGCCACGACCUGUUGUGAAAGAAGAGGCAAUACCAGAACAGAAGAAUGUUGCAGUUGUUAAAUCCGAACUACCUAAAACAGAGUCAUCCAAACAAGAGUCCCCCAAAGAGGAGCACGUUCAGAAAGAUGAAGCAGCAUCAGAUGGAGCCAAAGCACAGGCAACAAAAUCUAAAGCCCCAAAAUCCCAAGAGGCCAAAUCAAAGAACGGCAAACCUCAGUCUAAAAAACAAGCUACUUCCAAGAAAAAGGGUUCUGCUAAGGGUGGGAAUAAAAGCUAGGCCAUAUAAGAGUGCAGUAUCAUAUAGGAUUUUCUAUAUUGUCAGAUCGGUUUGUUUUAGUGUAGUUGUGUGUCUUGUUGUUUGCGAGUUACAGGUAACAUAUAAGAUGACAAACAGGUCAUAAGCUGCUUGCCUUUCCAGAAAGUUUUACAUUACGGGUGGUUUGCAUAGUUUACGUUUUGCAUAGUUUUCAGAAUGUAACGUGGGUUUUUUAACUUUUUAAGGAAAUAAUCAAGUAUAAUACUUGUAAUACCUUCAAAUAAACAUCUGUUGACAAUCCUA